Molecule: messenger RNA, 1102 nt
Organism: Hibiscus syriacus
Lineage: Eukaryota; Viridiplantae; Streptophyta; Magnoliopsida; Malvales; Malvaceae
Exons: 2
Coding region: 204-956 (250 amino acids)
Source: RefSeq, a predicted model, not a curated record
AAUUUAUACUAAAAUAAAGAGCUUUUUAAAUAACCCUGUAGAAAGAGAUUUCGUUACUGAAAAAGCUUUCAACGCCGCCUAUAAAUUUCUCUUUUCAAAUACGUUUUUUUUAAUGUAGAAAUUUGUUUUGUUGAGAGGCGUUUCCCUCAAAUUCAAGGUCUUCUUCCCUUCCCUUCGCCGAGUACGUGAUAUAUAGUACAGUAAUGGAAGUAGAAGAUGACACAAUAGUUGGCUCUGCUUCCUCUAUUAUCCUUGAAUCUUUGGAAUCUACCCAGCAGGGAGAGAAGCUUUCUGAUGAGGAUUUGGCUUGGGUAAAUUCUUGUCUGGUUACAGAUACCGAAAUUUUGGAAACUGAUUGGACUUCUUUCAAAGAUGUUUUGCUAGAGAUCAUCGGUGAUCAACCAGAGACACUUGACCCUUCUGUAACUGGAAGCAACUGGAAUCUGGGUGGUACUGAAACCAGUAUAGUUCCUUCCGUCAAGGAGGAAGAGUCCGACAGUUACUUGGGAAAAACUCAAGACAAUCUUCUUGUCAUUCCAAUGGAUGGCGACUAUGAAACAAACUCAGACAAUAUUCCUAUCAAAAAGAGGUCUGGCACUAAACUGCAAUUUCUUCAGGAAGAUUCCUCUGAAACAUUCUGGGGAGAUCCUUUUCGGCCCACCUACAAGGAGGAAGAAGGAAAGGCUAAUUUGAUUGAGUUGGGAACUCAAUCGAGUUUAUCUGAGGAGGAAAUGAAUUCAUCGACUCUGGAUAUCUUCAGGGUAUGGGAUUUGGACAUUCCGGAUGAGGAAGGUGACCUUAAAGAGUUGAACAAGAUUGCUGGUAAAACGUCUUCCUUUCAAUCUAUGCCAUUGGCUUUCGAUAGUUCAACGGCAUGGAAAGACCCGAAAGACGAACCAAUAGAUGAUAUAAUUGCUGCCAUUGCAGAUUUGUCUUUAACCACUCAAAGGUUUUAGUUAAUUUCUCCGCCCAUAUAAAAAUCUAGGCGAAAACUAUGUCUUCGCCCUUAUGACAUCAACAAUGAGGUUUACAAGCGUUUGCUUGUUUCAUCAAUUUAGGGAUGUCCCUUUGUUUUGCAUAGGAUUUCAAGUAAGACCAGACG